Molecule: messenger RNA, 784 nt
Organism: Arabidopsis lyrata subsp. lyrata
Lineage: Eukaryota; Viridiplantae; Streptophyta; Magnoliopsida; Brassicales; Brassicaceae
Product: D-tyrosyl-tRNA(Tyr) deacylase
Exons: 7
Coding region: 27-644 (205 amino acids)
Biological process (GO): tRNA metabolic process
Cellular component (GO): cytoplasm
Molecular function (GO): D-tyrosyl-tRNA(Tyr) deacylase activity
Source: RefSeq, a predicted model, not a curated record
UUGAGAUUAUUAACAAUAAAAAAAAAAUGUAUCGUCUUGCUUCUUCUUCUCAGACCACUUCACUCCAUUACAAGCUCUCACCUUUACUCCUCCGCCGCAAUCGCCGCAGCCACCAAAGUCAGCGACUUCACCGUCGGAAUAAUCAGAUUAGAGCAAUGAGAGCUGUAAUCCAGAGAGUCUCAUCUUCCUCUGUUACAGUGGAUGGUCGAAUCGUAUCGGAGAUUGGUCCUGGUCUCUUGGUAUUAAUUGGAAUCCAUGAAUCAGAUACCGAUUCUGACGCUGAUUACAUAUGUCGAAAAGUUUUAAACAUGAGAUUGUUCUCUAAUGAAACCACUGGCAAAGGAUGGGACCAAAAUGUGAUGCAGAGGAAUUAUGGAAUUUUACUUGUUAGUCAGUUUACAUUAUACGGAUUCUUGAAAGGUAACAAACCUGAUUUCCAUGUCGCAAUGCCACCUGAUAAAGCGAAGCCGUUUUACGCCUCUUUAGUCGAGAAAUUCCAGAAAGCAUAUAAUCCCGAUGCAGUAAAAGAUGGUGUGUUUGGAGCUAUGAUGCAGGUCAAUCUUGUAAACGACGGUCCAGUCACGAUGCAGCUUGAAUCACCCCAAUCCUCCAAAAAUGAGACAAAGGCAUCAACAGAAUCAUAAGAUCACUCAUCUUGUAUCGGCAAAACUAUAGUAGAAUAUAUAAAUUCAUGUGAAACAUUCAUAAUUCAUUGGACUGUAACUCUUAAUUCCUACAUUACAUGUACCUUCCUUGCUUUUAAUCCAAUGCAAGCUUCUAGAUU